UCCCCCUUCCAAACUGGACUGCCCUGAAUGAUCAUAGCUUAAUGGCUGAUUAACAAGAGAAUUUGUGGGCAAUUAAAAGUUUUUAGUCCAACCUCAGCUUUUUUCUUUUUCUUUUUUCUUUUUUUGUUGCGCCGGAGGAUCUUUGCGGCGCGCAGAGACUUUAAUCUUCGGAUGCGGCGGGAGGAGGUGCGUGGUGUCCGGGGGAGGAGGAGAGGCGCACACCGCAUGUAGGAUGAUGAGGUGCCUCUGAUGGUCACCUGUCGGACAGAUGGGGGCCGACACCAGUAGAAGCAGCAAGAAGGGCGCUGUCGAAGGGCAGGUGGAGGAGCGCUGCUCCUCUGGGUGGCGCGGCUUCCUCUCCAGCGUGGGCCUGUCCAUCCCGGCAGGCCUCUGCCGCCUGGCCCCGCCCGCCCUGCGCCUGCGCCACCAGCGGAUGCUCCACGGCAAGGCGUCCGACAUCCCGGAGCACGUGCUGCGGCUGGCCGGGGUGGGCCCCGACAAGCUGAGGGCCGAGUGGAGUCUGCCGGCGUUCAUCAACAUGUUCCUACCCGAGUUCCCCCACCGGGCUUUGCCCGGCCACGAACACUUCCAGGUCCUGGGUUACAUCGCUAAAGGGUCCUUCGGCCCAAUCCUGAAAGUGAAGGACAGGACCAAACAGAAAACAUACGCUGUCAAAGUCAUACCUAAAUCAGAGAUUCUGCGGCUUGGUGUCUUGGAGCAGUCUAAAGAAGAGGUUAUCGUUCAGCGUCAGGUUCGCCACCCGUUUGUCCAUGACCUCCAGGACUGUUGGCAGACACAGCGCCACCUCUACAUUAUGUGUGACUACUGCAGCACAGGAGACCUGUACACAUACUGGGUGAUGAUUGGUCAGUUCACAGAGGAUGCCGUGAGGAUUUUCGGAGCAGAGUUGGGCUGUGCUCUAGGAUUCCUUCAUGACUUUGGGAUCAUCCACAGAGAUGUGAAGUUGGAGAACAUCCUGCUGACAGACAGCGGACACCUCCGCUUAGCUGAUUUUGGUUUGUCCCGACGUCUGGAGCGCGGAGGACGGGCCUUCACCAUCUGUGGGACCAUCCAGUAUAUGGCCCCAGAGGUGCUGAGCGGUGGACCGUACAACCAUGCAGCUGAUUGGUGGUCUUUGGGCAUCCUUCUUUUCUCAUUGGUUACUGGCAAGUUUCCUGUGCCUGCAGAACCAGACCACUGUAGUAUGCUGAGGAAAGUACGCUAUUUCCCCUAUGAAAUGCCCUUCAGCCUCAGCCCCCAGCUGGCCCUGCUCCUCACUGAGUUACUGUGCAAGACUCCCACCCGUCGGCUGAGGACCCUUGAUCGUUUCAAACGCCAAACCUUCUUCCAUGGGAUGACCUUUGACCUUGCCCUGCUACAGCGUCAGCCUGUGGAGGUGAUCCUGGAGCUGAGAGAGAGACCGGACCGGUCGGCCAAGGCCCGGCGUGGACUCACAUUGUCUCUGCAGCCCCUCAAGGGUUUUGAUUACGACUCACUGCUCAGCCCUCCCGCCACGCCAGACACACACCUGGACACUGACACACACACUAACCCCGCCACCCCCCUGCCUGGCCCACCAUCGCCACCUGUACUGUUUCCUCAGGAAAAGGGUCCAAACAGAGAAGUGUUUGUGUGA
Lampris incognitus (smalleye Pacific opah) is the source of this 1636-nucleotide messenger RNA. It is a transcript of the gene rskrb, whose product is annotated as ribosomal protein S6 kinase related b. The transcript is spliced from 13 exons. The coding region runs from base 269 to 1636 and encodes 455 amino acids. NCBI's taxonomy places the organism in Eukaryota, Metazoa, Chordata, Actinopteri, Lampriformes, Lampridae. Gene Ontology annotation, molecular function: protein serine/threonine kinase activity; ATP binding. Gene Ontology annotation, biological process: protein phosphorylation. The record is from RefSeq and is a predicted model, not a curated record.